UCAGUAGGGCCUUUCAGGAUGCCAUCGUUAGACAGGCAUCUCUUAGACAGCUGUAUCCCAUGACAGCAGGGUCCUGAUAGACGCUGACUUUAGUGACGUCAAUAGUACGCGCCACGGGAGAUCCAGUGUACGGUGCUCAGUCAUGUUCGUGCCAGCGGCUGGUGAAUGGCUUCCCCCGGCGGACUGCACUCUGCUCCUGCCUGCUGUGUCUGUAGGAAAUGUUGGACAGCUUGCUGUUGACCUUAUAAUCUCCACGCUGGUUUUACCAAAGGUUGGGUAUUUUUACACGGACUGUCUGGUACCUAUGGUGGGUAAUAAUCCAUAUGCUACUAAUGAAGAACAUGCAAAGGAGCUGUGCACAAACGCUGAAGUAUAUGCAUCAUCUGACAAGAAGCUUGCUGUCCUGCAGAUCAGAUCUCCACUAAUAAAGAAAAAAUCCAGGGCUUUCUGCCAAGCUUUAACCAGCUGGAUGAAGACGUGUGCAUUCAGCAGAGUAGUUCUUCUGUCCAGCAGCCACGCAUACCAACGUGAUGACAGACAGCUUUCUGGGACUCCUUUUCGCUACUUAGUCACUCCGGCUUUGCAGACUUCGGUGGCAGACACGAUGAAGGCAUUGGAGUGGAAGGAAAUGGAGAAGUUGUCUUUAUAUCCAGGCAUAAAUGAUGAGGAGAAAAAGAUUUCCAUCCCCGGAGGAGGUUUAACUAAGCAUUUGUUUGAAGACUGCUGUUCUGAGAGCAUACACAUGGCUGUUGUUCUGAAAUUCUGUUCUGAAGGUGACAACAUCCCUGAUGCUUUUGAUCUUCUUGCUCAUGUGAACCGAUGGCUUCAUUUGCUUGAUCUUCCAGGUGAAGUUGGAACAACUUCCUGGAAGAUACCAAGCUCCUGGAGAUUACUGUUUGGCAGCGGACUUCCAUCUGCACUUUUCUAACACAGCUGUUGGAUUACAGUGGAAUGAAUAUGCACUUUUACAUUGGUUCAGAUGGAUUAGAAGACCAUUCUUUGCUGAAUCAUUUUUAUACCCUGUUAUAAAGAAUGAAUGUUUUCUAAGUU
Molecule: messenger RNA, 1050 nt
Organism: Hyla sarda
Lineage: Eukaryota; Metazoa; Chordata; Amphibia; Anura; Hylidae
Gene: PSMG2
Product: proteasome assembly chaperone 2
Exons: 7
Coding region: 143-928 (261 amino acids)
Biological process (GO): proteasome assembly
Cellular component (GO): nucleus; cytosol
Source: RefSeq, a predicted model, not a curated record